UGCUCAGACUAGAGAUAGAAGUCCCUUUUCAGAACAUCUCUGUUCUGUCUCCUGAAAAGCAGUCGAACUAAACAGUUCAAGGUACCAUCGUUCAGGGCCAGUUUAAAGUAGGUUAUAUUUAUAUAUUUAUAUAUUUAUAUGCUCGGUAAAACCCCAUCCUCCUGUAACAGGAUCGUCGGGGUAUACUGCUCCUGUUGGAAACUAUACAGCUUUUACAGUUUUUUACUAACUUUAGUCAGGGGUUUCUUUCAUCUUUGCCCUGAGGGAGGGAGAAUUGCAAAUUUUUUUGAAUUCUUGAAAAUAAUGCUUGAUUAUAUAAUUCUUUCCACCUCUGUUUUUCUCGGUGGACGACCUGUAAAUCCUAGUUCUUGAGAAUGGUCAAUUAGUCUGACAUUACACAUAGAAUUCUUGGUAUCACGUGAAAAUUACUCCAUCUUAGUGAGAUGUGGGAUGGAGUGAACGUCGGUGAUACCAAAAAUUCAUGCAAUUAAGUGUUGCACAGGUGGGGAUUUCCCUGUGGUCUAAAAUUUCAGUAAUACUCCUGGCUAAUUGUUCAUUAAAGACUAAUGUCUUCUAAUUUCAGCUCGUUUUGUAACAAGGCCAAGGAUUUGGGCAAUCUUCAGGAAAUACAGUUAAUAUUCUAGACAACUUUUUCCUCCAACUUUUGUUUUCUGUUCUCCUGUAACUGUCUCUGCAGCUGCUCUAUUUUCAAGGACAGUAAUAACUCAGCUGCUUUACUGCUUUCCAGUUCGGUUGUCAAUUCUAGUUUCUCUUUAAUUCUAUCUUUUCUCUACUGGCAGGGAACCUUCCACUAUCCCAGGUUGUUCCAAGUCCCAUUCAGCCUGGCCUUGAGCACUUGCAGGGAUGGGGCAACCUCUGCCAGGGCAUCGCCACCUUCACAGGGAUGAUUUUCUUCCCAAUGUUCAGUGCAUGGACCAACAGAAUCACCAAGGCAAGAUGGCCCUGCUCGCCUGGCAGGAGGAGACCGGCAUCGAGCUGGUGCAGAUCAACGGGCAGAGGCGCUAUGGAGGGCCCCCCCCAGGCUGGGUGGGCGGCCCCCCGCCGGCCGGCACCGAGGUGUACAUCGCCAGGCUGCCGCAGGACAUCUACGAGAACACCCUGAUCCCGCUGUUCCAGAGCGUGGGGAUGCUCUACGAGUUCCGCCUCAUGCUCACCUUCAGCGGCCUCAACCGGGGCUUUGCCUUUGCGCGCUACGCGUCCCCGCAGGACGCGCACAGAGCCAUCGACAGCCUGCACCGCUACCAGCUGCGCCCGGGCUGCACCAUCGUCGUGUGCUGGAGCACGCAGAAGCGCGAGCUCGUCCUCAGCGGCCUGGGCAUGUGGGUGAGCCAGCAGGAGCUGGAGGUCAGGCUGCAGCUGGUCACUGAGGGGAUCUGCAGUGUCACCCUGCAUAACAGCCCCUACCAGGGACAGGCCAAGCUCGCUGUGCUGAAGUACAAGUCGCACGAGGCUGCCGCGCUGGCCAGGAAAGCCCUAAUGGAAGGGAACCUGAGGCUCAGGGAAGCAGGGAUCAGAGUGGACUGGCUGGACUCCCAGCUGAAGAAGAAGCUGCAGCAGCUCUGUGAGGAGGAGCCAUUGUCCAUCUCGGUGCAGGGAGGCAACAACCUGGCAGUGCCCGGGGCGGUGGCCCCGUGUCUGCCAUUAGAGGACGUGCUGGAGUGCCUGAACAUGCUGUGCUGGAAGCUUUGCCUGAGGAAACCUGUGUUCUUGAUCAAGUGUGUUCUGGUGAAACCCAAUGGGUGGCAGAAGUUCUGGUACCAGGUGGUGAUCCCAGGAUUCCAGGUGCUCGUCACUGACUUCACGUGGGUCUUUUCGGACAGGCAUGGCCUGAGCGAGUUCAAGAAGGCCAAGGUAGCAGCGGCCCUGCACACUCUCCAGCUGUUAAGCUAGGCCUUGGGUGCCAGCUGAUGUAGGCAGCCGUUCUGCUGAAGCCAUGAUGGAGCCCGAGCCCUGCGGGGCUCCCAGCCGUGUUCCAGUUUCCCUUUGGGAUGUUUGCAUCAGUUCUGAGAGCAGACUCUGGAGGAUAAAGGCUGCUGCCCUGUUCCAUGGCAGCCACCCUGUCCCCGGGCCGCUCUUGAGUUGGUUCUCGUUUGGGUUGUUGUUCCUGCCAAGUUUGGCUUGUUCAGCUGGUUUGUGUUGUGUUGGAGGGGCAGAGCCAGGAGAAGCAGCAGCUCUGGGAGGAGCUGCCAGCACCGGAUGCCACUGCCAUGAAUUCCUCUACUGGCAUUCCUGGUUCCUGAGGAACAGCUUCAGGGGAGGACAAGGCCACACACAGGGAGUGUGCAGGUGGUCACAGACGUUCUGUGGGCUGGUGGAGCUGCUGUGUGGGGAGAGGAGUGCCUGUAAUUUCAUUGCAUAGUGAGGAAGCAGCUGUGGGGUUGCCAGCUGUCCAUGAAUGAUUCGUCAGGAGUGGGAGGUCAGGCUACAUGU
Catharus ustulatus (Swainson's thrush) is the source of this 2451-nucleotide messenger RNA. RefSeq names its product DND microRNA-mediated repression inhibitor 1 (gene DND1). NCBI's taxonomy places the organism in Eukaryota, Metazoa, Chordata, Aves, Passeriformes, Turdidae. The record is from RefSeq and is a predicted model, not a curated record. Gene Ontology annotation, biological process: negative regulation of miRNA-mediated gene silencing; mRNA stabilization. Bases 865 to 1911 code for a protein of 348 amino acids. Gene Ontology annotation, cellular component: nucleus; cytoplasm. Gene Ontology annotation, molecular function: mRNA binding. The transcript is spliced from 5 exons.